Molecule: messenger RNA, 2129 nt
Organism: Camelina sativa (false flax)
Lineage: Eukaryota; Viridiplantae; Streptophyta; Magnoliopsida; Brassicales; Brassicaceae
Source: RefSeq, a predicted model, not a curated record
UUCAUCUCCAAAAAAAUUCUCUCUGAUAGCGAUUGCAAUGGCGAUUAUGGUUUCGUUUUGAAUGAUUCUUGACGGCGGUUCACGGGAUGUGUCUCGGUGGCUUCUACGCGGGUUUUUGGAUCGUAUCGAUGGAGAUUUACGAUCUCUAUGGCCUUUAAUGGUGGUGAAUCAGGAUCCGGUAACAGGGGAUUGGGGAGAGAGGGAUCUCUUUCUCCGGAAUCUGCGAUUGGGUUUUAGGCAAAUUUCAUUGUUUGUGAGGAUUACGAUAUGCUUAGAUUUGGCUCUGGCUUUUUGGGGAUUCGAUUGGGGUUUGAAAGGGUGGUUCGGAUGUGAAUUUGGAAAGAGGGAGAUUCGGAUUUGGAUUCUCUUAGUGGGUCAGCAAGUUGGGAUUUGGAAGGUGAGGGAUCUCGAUCUUCUGAUUCCGCAAUCGGCCGCUUGGUUGUCAUCACCGAUUGUGAAAGAUAUGAUUUCGUUGGAUUUGAUUCUGGUCUUGUGGGGGUUUGCUUAUCGUUUUAUUGGGCGAUUCAAGUGUGACAAAGAAACUAGAAAGAGGAAGAUUUGGUUUCCACUUGUUUCGGGUUGUUAUGGCUCAAAUGAAUCUCAACAAAGGCAAGGCGGAUUUGGUCAGAACAGAGACGGUGAAAAUCUCAAACUCUCUGAUGGCUCAACGUAUUCAGCAGUUCUCUCUCACUCUCAUUGGGAGAUUGAUGAACCCGAUGGUCCAGCGUAUGGAAUCUCUGUUGGCUAACUUGCCAAAGAUCUGGAAGCUUGAAGAGAGGGUUGAAGGUGCUGAUUUGGGACAGGACACUUUUCAGUUUAACUUUCAAACCGAGGAAGAUCUUCAAGGGGUGCUAAGGAACGGUCCUUACCAUUUCGAUAACUGGAUGUUAUCAUUGGUUCGGUGGGAACCCAUCAUCUCCGAUACUUACCCUUCUGCUAUUAACUUUUGGGUGAAAGUUUCAGGGAUCCCAAUGCACUUUUGGGAGGCUGCAACACUCCAGGCUAUUGGUAAGAAAGUAGGAAUUCUCCAUGAUGUAGAUGAGGAAUCUGGUAGCUUGUUUGUCACUAUAAAUGGGUUUAAUCCACUCAUUUUUCACCUGGUGGUUCCGUUUAAUACUGGUGAUGAGGUGGUGGCCUCAUUAGAGUAUGAGAAGCUCCUUGGUUUUUGCAGUCACUGUUUCAGGCUGACACAUGAUGUGAAGUUCUGUCCAGAGCUAAGCAAGAAUGAGGGGGGUCGUGGUCCAUGGAAUAAGCCAUUGGUAAAACUGAUUGUUCAACACUUUGAAGGGGCCUGGGAAAAGCCAAGGAAGUUUGCUAAGUGCUCAUUGGAUUUUAAUUCAGAGGUAACCAGAGAUAGGAAUUAUCAGCAGCAGCGUAUUGGUGAGAGUUCAAAGAGUGGUUUCAGAUAUCAGGCAAAGAAUCAGGGAGAUAUGGGUCAGCAAAGGGUUUCUGGGAGAUAUACGGAGGGCAGAGAGGGUCCGGGUAAUGUUAUGGUCCAACAAGCACGAUCGCAUCCUCCUAGGAAGGGGAAUGGACCGGCCUGGCCUAAGCCUUUGUAUCAGGCGAAGCAGAAUAAUGUUUUGCAGGUUGGGGGUGUCCUUGAGCCUGAAGUCCCUUUGGCUGUUGAUAUGGUGGACCGAGAGAAGGAUGCAAUGAUGGAGGAUGCUAUUGGGGCUAGUGGAGGAGACAAUGAGGCUGGUUUCUCCGUGAGUUCUGAUGAUCUCCUUGAGGAUGGGGAAUACCAGGAGGAUGAGGGUCAGGCUGACGAUACUGCUGCGGAUGAUGAGGAUGCUCAGGCGGAUACAGAGAAGGGUGUGUCAGAGACCGAUGAUGACACUCCACAAGGUGAUGCUGCAAAGAGUAAAGGGAUUGCCAGGCCAAGCCAGAAGAAGUCAGAGGGUGGCAAUAUGGGAGGAGGAACCCGCAAAAUGAAGAAAGGGAUGGUGGCUCUCCGAAACCGCCGGCUCAAACGUGAAGAUCAUGAGUUGGAACUGUCAGGGCAUUGGUGCGGAUCUGACAGAGAACUAUUUAAAGGAUUUGUGGAAGCAGAAUAAACCAGAUGUCUUAUUUUUAUCAGAAACAAAAAAAUGUUUUUCCUAUUUAUAAAAGUUUCAGAAUAAUUUUCGUUA